Messenger RNA from Mus pahari (shrew mouse), 4724 nucleotides. It is a transcript of the gene Grm8, whose product is annotated as glutamate metabotropic receptor 8. The record is from RefSeq and is a predicted model, not a curated record. The transcript is spliced from 12 exons. The coding region runs from base 529 to 4191 and encodes 1220 amino acids. Gene Ontology annotation, biological process: regulation of synaptic transmission, glutamatergic; G protein-coupled glutamate receptor signaling pathway. Lineage: Eukaryota; Metazoa; Chordata; Mammalia; Rodentia; Muridae. Gene Ontology annotation, cellular component: membrane. Gene Ontology annotation, molecular function: group III metabotropic glutamate receptor activity.
GGGAGCUUAGCUUGGAAUUCCCAAGCUUUGGAGAUGUGAUUCCCCCAAAAGUUUAGACGGUGAAUGGGAGAUUGAAGGGUGACGGAAGUGGGCAGGCGCUCCUAAGAUGCUCUAACAGGGCGUGCGGCGGCAGGAUUUUUAAAUCGCUCUGCCUGGGAUUGCCUGGCCUGAGUGACCUCCUGGACCUGCCCUGGCUGAAUCUGGACUUACUCGGCCAAGAAGCCCAGGAAGAAUUCUGCUACAGGGCUGAAUUCAAGGACAUGAAUUUUUGACCUCAUCCCAACAUCAGAACCUCAGACGGCAUUCUCAUUUAUUUGCAAGCCAACUUUAUGUGGGAAUAAACUUGAACGGAGGAUCUGUUGGAAAUUCACUGUGAAGUUCAAAUCAAGAAAACUUGCUGAAAUCCCCAAAGCCUUCCUCCAUGGGCCCUGAUGGUAGCUUCCAGAAGGUGCAGCCUCAGGUGGUCCCCCUUCUUCUGUGGCGAGAAUAAACUUUGGGUCGCUGAUUGCAAUACCACCUGCGGAGAAAAUGGUUUUGGAGGGAAAGCGCUCUGCCUCUUGCCCUUGUUUCUUCCUCUUGACUGCCAAGUUCUACUGGAUCCUCACAAUGAUGCAAAGAACUCACAGCCAGGAGUAUGCCCAUUCCAUCCGCAUGGAUGGGGACAUCAUUUUGGGGGGUCUUUUUCCUGUUCAUGCCAAGGGAGAAAGAGGGGUGCCUUGCGGGGACCUGAAGAAGGAAAAGGGUAUCCACAGACUUGAAGCCAUGCUUUAUGCAAUCGACCAGAUUAACAAGGACCCUGAUCUCCUCUCCAACAUCACUCUGGGUGUCCGGAUCCUCGACACGUGUUCCAGGGACACCUAUGCUUUGGAGCAGUCACUAACUUUCGUGCAGGCACUGAUAGAGAAAGACGCAUCUGACGUGAAGUGUGCUAAUGGAGACCCACCCAUAUUCACCAAGCCUGACAAGAUUUCUGGUGUCAUAGGUGCUGCAGCAAGCUCCGUGUCCAUCAUGGUGGCUAACAUUUUAAGACUUUUUAAGAUACCUCAGAUUAGCUAUGCAUCUACAGCCCCAGAGCUAAGUGACAACACCAGGUAUGAUUUCUUUUCUCGGGUGGUACCGCCUGACUCCUACCAAGCCCAAGCCAUGGUGGACAUUGUGACGGCCCUGGGAUGGAAUUAUGUGUCAACACUGGCUUCCGAGGGGAACUAUGGAGAGAGUGGUGUUGAGGCCUUCACUCAAAUCUCAAGGGAGAUUGGUGGUGUUUGCAUUGCUCAAUCACAGAAAAUCCCACGUGAACCAAGACCUGGAGAAUUCGAAAAAAUUAUCAAACGCCUGCUGGAGACACCUAACGCUCGCGCAGUGAUUAUGUUUGCCAACGAGGAUGACAUCAGGAGGAUAUUGGAAGCAGCAAAAAAACUAAACCAGAGCGGGCAUUUUCUAUGGAUUGGCUCAGAUAGUUGGGGAUCUAAAAUAGCACCUGUCUAUCAGCAGGAGGAGAUCGCCGAAGGAGCUGUGACAAUUUUGCCUAAAAGAGCAUCAAUUGAUGGGUUUGACCGAUACUUUAGAAGCCGAACUCUUGCCAAUAAUCGAAGAAAUGUGUGGUUUGCAGAAUUUUGGGAGGAGAAUUUUGGAUGCAAACUAGGAUCACAUGGGAAGAGGAACAGUCACAUAAAGAAAUGCACAGGACUGGAGCGAAUUGCACGGGAUUCAUCUUACGAACAAGAAGGAAAGGUUCAAUUUGUAAUUGAUGCAGUGUAUUCCAUGGCUUAUGCACUGCACAACAUGCACAAAGAACUCUGCCCUGGUUACAUAGGCCUUUGCCCAAGGAUGGUUACCAUCGAUGGGAAAGAGCUACUGGGUUACAUCAGGGCCGUGAAUUUUAAUGGCAGUGCUGGUACACCUGUCACUUUUAAUGAAAAUGGAGAUGCUCCGGGACGCUAUGAUAUCUUCCAGUAUCAGAUAAACAACAAAAGUACAGAAUACAAAAUCAUCGGCCACUGGACCAAUCAACUUCACCUAAAAGUGGAAGACAUGCAGUGGGCUAAUAGAGAACACACGCACCCAGCAUCUGUCUGCAGCCUGCCGUGCAAGCCAGGGGAGAGGAAGAAAACUGUGAAAGGGGUCCCUUGCUGCUGGCACUGUGAACGCUGUGAGGGUUAUAACUACCAGGUGGAUGAACUCUCCUGUGAACUCUGCCCUUUGGAUCAGAGACCAAACAUCAACCGCACAGGCUGCCAGAGGAUUCCCAUCAUCAAGUUGGAGUGGCAUUCACCCUGGGCCGUGGUACCAGUGUUCAUAGCAAUAUUGGGAAUCAUUGCCACCACCUUUGUGAUUGUGACCUUUGUCCGCUAUAAUGACACACCAAUCGUGAGAGCUUCUGGGCGGGAACUUAGUUAUGUGCUCCUAACGGGGAUCUUUCUCUGUUACUCGAUCACUUUUUUGAUGAUUGCGGCACCUGAUACAAUCAUCUGCUCCUUCCGAAGGAUCUUCCUAGGACUUGGUAUGUGUUUCAGCUAUGCAGCACUUUUGACCAAAACAAACCGUAUCCACCGAAUAUUCGAGCAAGGGAAGAAAUCCGUCACAGCACCUAAGUUCAUCAGCCCAGCAUCCCAGCUGGUGAUCACCUUCAGCCUCAUCUCCGUACAGCUCCUUGGAGUGUUUGUGUGGUUUGUCGUGGAUCCCCCUCACACCAUCAUUGACUAUGGAGAACAACGAACACUGGAUCCCGAGAAUGCCAGGGGAGUGCUCAAGUGUGACAUUUCUGAUCUGUCACUCAUUUGUUCAUUGGGAUACAGUAUCCUCCUGAUGGUCACUUGUACUGUUUAUGCCAUUAAAACCAGAGGGGUCCCAGAGACGUUCAAUGAAGCCAAACCUAUUGGAUUUACCAUGUACACCACGUGCAUCAUUUGGUUAGCUUUCAUCCCCAUCUUUUUUGGUACAGCCCAGUCAGCAGAAAAGGUGGAAGACAUGCAGUGGGCUAAUAGAGAACACACGCACCCAGCAUCUGUCUGCAGCCUGCCGUGCAAGCCAGGGGAGAGGAAGAAAACUGUGAAAGGGGUCCCUUGCUGCUGGCACUGUGAACGCUGUGAGGGUUAUAACUACCAGGUGGAUGAACUCUCCUGUGAACUCUGCCCUUUGGAUCAGAGACCAAACAUCAACCGCACAGGCUGCCAGAGGAUUCCCAUCAUCAAGUUGGAGUGGCAUUCACCCUGGGCCGUGGUACCAGUGUUCAUAGCAAUAUUGGGAAUCAUUGCCACCACCUUUGUGAUUGUGACCUUUGUCCGCUAUAAUGACACACCAAUCGUGAGAGCUUCUGGGCGGGAACUUAGUUAUGUGCUCCUAACGGGGAUCUUUCUCUGUUACUCGAUCACUUUUUUGAUGAUUGCGGCACCUGAUACAAUCAUCUGCUCCUUCCGAAGGAUCUUCCUAGGACUUGGUAUGUGUUUCAGCUAUGCAGCACUUUUGACCAAAACAAACCGUAUCCACCGAAUAUUCGAGCAAGGGAAGAAAUCCGUCACAGCACCUAAGUUCAUCAGCCCAGCAUCCCAGCUGGUGAUCACCUUCAGCCUCAUCUCCGUACAGCUCCUUGGAGUGUUUGUGUGGUUUGUCGUGGAUCCCCCUCACACCAUCAUUGACUAUGGAGAACAACGAACACUGGAUCCCGAGAAUGCCAGGGGAGUGCUCAAGUGUGACAUUUCUGAUCUGUCACUCAUUUGUUCAUUGGGAUACAGUAUCCUCCUGAUGGUCACUUGUACUGUUUAUGCCAUUAAAACCAGAGGGGUCCCAGAGACGUUCAAUGAAGCCAAACCUAUUGGAUUUACCAUGUACACCACGUGCAUCAUUUGGUUAGCUUUCAUCCCCAUCUUUUUUGGUACAGCCCAGUCAGCAGAAAAGAUGUACAUCCAGACAACAACACUUACUGUCUCCAUGAGUUUAAGUGCUUCAGUGUCUCUGGGAAUGCUCUAUAUGCCCAAAGUUUAUAUUAUAAUUUUUCAUCCAGAGCAGAACGUUCAAAAACGCAAGAGAAGCUUCAAGGCUGUGGUCACAGCCGCUACCAUGCAAAGCAAACUGAUCCAAAAGGGAAAUGACAGACCAAACGGCGAGGUGAAAAGUGAACUCUGUGAGAGUCUUGAAACCAACAGUAAGUCAUCUGUAGACUUUCAGAUGGUCAAGAGCGGGAGCACUUCCUAAUAGAUCUUCUUCUACCAAGACAACAUACAUCAGCUACAGUAAUCAUUCAAUCUGAACAGGGAGAUUGCACCAUCUGAAGGAAGGUGCUGUGUGUUCUUAAAUACUGAACAUGAGACUGCAAAAACGCACUCUGGGAGAUCUCCAUAGACUUCAAUCAAUCAGAUCAAUUGUCUCGUAAGGAACAAAAAUUAGCCAUGAGCCAAAAGUAUCCAUAUUGAGGAGCAAAGAAGCCCGUUUUUAUACAAUACAACCAAUGAGUGUCAAGCUAAAGUAUUGCUUACUUGUGAGCAGUUAUAAAAAAAACAAAAACAAAAACAAAUCUCAAACGGAAAACUAAUGUUAGCUUGUGAAAAAAAAUGCUGUUGAAAUAAACCAUGUCUGAUGUUAUUCUUGUAAGUAUUUUUCUGUGAUUGUGAGAACUCCUGUUCCUGUCCCACACUGUUCAACUUGUAUAAGCCUCUGAGUCUGUUUCUUGUACUGGCUGACUGGAUUGAAGCCCUGGGUUGUGCUACAAAAUAAAUGCAAUGAUUGAC